This is a messenger RNA of Angiostrongylus costaricensis, 705 nucleotides long. The record is from the annotation of a GenBank genome assembly. Lineage: Eukaryota; Metazoa; Nematoda; Chromadorea; Rhabditida; Metastrongylidae.
UUCAUCUGCACAUACUGUUGUUCACGAAUGACAGACAAUGACGAGUUCUGUUCAUCAACAUUGUAUCGGGAUAAACCUGAAUGGUCAGAUGUGCAACCCAUCUAUCCAUCGAAGGAAGAAGACGGCGCUGUUCGCAUAGCAGUCACUGAGCAGUUUAAGGAUGCUUUUGCUUAUCUGCGAGCUGUUAUGGCUUCAGGGGAAGAAUCACCAAGAGUUUUUUUACUCACCGAAGACUGUAUUCAGUUAAACCCUGCAAACUACACUCUUUGGCAGUUUCGUCGCGAAUUGCUUAAAAAGCUGGACAUUGAUCUGAAGAACGAAUUGAAGUAUCUUGAUGACGUUAUCAUGCAGACUCCGAAGAAUUACCAAGUCUGGCAUCACCGCAGAUGUGUAGCGGAAUUGGUUGGUCCUUCUGCCGUUCAAGGGGAACUCAACUUUUCUGCAUUAGCUAUAGAGUAUGAGUCGAAGAACUACCACGCUUGGCAGUACAGGUAUGCCCUAGUGUUUUCUAGGCAGUGGGUUCUGCGGCACUUCGUGUUUGCUGCCGAUGAUAUCCAAAAAGCAAUUGAGAGUGAACUUUCGUUCACUGACAAACUAAUUUUUGAAGACGCUCGUAACAACUCAGCAUGGAACCAUAGGUAUUUCGUUCUGCAAAGCACAAACAAGAUUUCGGACCCGUCAACCCUUGGUAAUGAGAUAAAGUAG